Cutaneotrichosporon cavernicola is the source of this 1785-nucleotide messenger RNA. RefSeq lists its product as uncharacterized. Gene Ontology annotation, cellular component: membrane. Lineage: Eukaryota; Fungi; Basidiomycota; Tremellomycetes; Trichosporonales; Trichosporonaceae. Gene Ontology annotation, biological process: glycosaminoglycan metabolic process; carbohydrate metabolic process. The coding region runs from base 1 to 1785 and encodes 594 amino acids. The transcript is spliced from 3 exons. The record is from RefSeq and is a predicted model, not a curated record. Gene Ontology annotation, molecular function: beta-N-acetylhexosaminidase activity.
AUGCUCCUCUUCCCCAUCCUCCGCUUCCUCGCACUCGCAGCCACGGCGGCCGCCGAGCUCCGCGUCGUCCCCGAGCCCACAUCCCACUCGGAGGGCAACACCACGCUCUGCCUGCACCCCUCCUUCAAGAUCAAGAUUGAGGGCGGUUCGGCCGCCGACCUCUCCCAAGCCGCCAAGACCGUGCAGGACCGCCUGACUAGCGCGCCGCUCUACCUCUCUCCGACUCAUGGAUCCGAGUUCUCUUGUGGCGGCGAGCUCCGCUCCCUCGUCCUCCGCUUCACUGGGCCGGCGAAGCCCAUCGCGGUCCACGCGCAGGAACGUCUCGAGAAGCGCAUCGAGAACGAGGCAUACACCCUCUCCAUGCCAGUUAACGGCCCUGCUGUGAUUACGGCACAGACCAGUAUCGGACUCUACCGCGGCCUCACUACUUUCGAGAACCUCCUGUACUCGUCUCUUCCGGGUCCCAACAACGGCGACAACGGCCACCAUGGCAAUGGCCACAAGGACAAGCGCGGUAAACCCAAGAAGCAGGUAUAUGCGCCGUUUGCACCUUAUGAGAUCAAGGACCGCCCUGCUUUCGGGUGGCGCGCGGUGCUUCUCGACUCGAGCCGGCACUAUUUGCCCCUUGAUGUGAUCAGGCGUCAGAUCGAUGCUAUGGCGGCCGUCAAGAUCAACGUCUUCCACUGGCACAUUGUCGACUCGCAGUCGUUCCCUCUCAAGUUCAGCGGCGAGCUCGGCGCCCUGGCCGACAACGCUGCUUACUCCCCCGCCAAGAUCUACACCGAGGACGACGUGCGCCGCAUUGUCGACUACGCCGGUGCCCGCGGCAUCGACGUCGUGAUCGAGAUCGACACGCCUGGCCACACCGCCGCUGUGUACAACACUUUCCCAGAGCUGAUUGCUGGCUUCGUGCGCCACCCAUGGAGUGUCUGGGCCAACGAGCCGCCUAGUGGGCAGCUGCGUUUCGCGGACCCCGCCACGAUCAGCUUCACCCGCAAGAUGUUCAAGCAGACUCUUGGCCUGCUCAAGUCGCCCUACUUUGGAACUGGAGGUGACGAGAUCAACGCCGUGUGCGUGAGCAAUGACACGCAGACGGCGGACAUCUACGCCGCCAACGGAUGGUCAUUCAACUUUACCACAAAGGAAGAGAGUGACGCGACCCUCAGUGCCGCCCUCCGCCCAUUCACGGAACAGACGCACGAGGUCAUCCGCGAGAUUGGGCGCACUCCAGUGGUGUGGGACGAGAUGGCGAUCGAGUUCGACAGUGGUAUCGGUAACGACACGCUCAUCCAGGCGUGGCGUGGUCCCGAGUCCACGGCCGGCGUGAUCAACAAGGGUUUCCGCGUCAUCAUGGCCGACUACAACUACUUCUACCUCGACUGCGGCCAGGGCGGCUGGGUGACUGGUGACCCCGAGAAGGCCAAGACGGGCAACAUCAACUCGUGGUGCGACCCGUACAAGACGUGGAUGAAGGCGCUGUCGUACGACCCGUACCUGAACCUGACCAGCGACGCGCAGAAGGAACUCGUGGUUGGCGGCCAGGCGUCGCUGUGGGCCGAGCAGACGGAUGCCAACAACAUCGAGGCACAGCUUUGGCCGCGUGCCGCUGCUUUCGCCGAGGUGUUCUGGUCUGGCGGAGGCGAGAAGGGAUUCCCGCGGGACCCGGUCACCGCUGCCGGUCGCAUGCACGAUGUGCGCUACCGCCUCGACGCACGCGGGAUUCGCGCGGUGCCCAUCCAGCCCGAGUGGUGUGCCAUGCGCCCUGGAGAGUGUCUCCUUGAGUAA